Messenger RNA from Scheffersomyces stipitis CBS 6054, 741 nucleotides. RefSeq lists its product as uncharacterized. The transcript is spliced from 2 exons. The record is from RefSeq and is a predicted model, not a curated record. NCBI's taxonomy places the organism in Eukaryota, Fungi, Ascomycota, Pichiomycetes, Serinales, Debaryomycetaceae. Bases 1 to 741 code for a protein of 246 amino acids.
AUGUCAACUAAGAAGAUAACGAGGAAGUCGUUAUAUGAUGAUGAGGAAAUUUCCAGUUCAGAUGAUGGAGAUUCAAACCCUUUAAGCUACAUGCCCAACUUGGAGUUUGAGUUUGUUGAAGUGGAUAAAGAUACGAACGAUAUUGAAAUAAUACCCGACGAAAAGGUUGAAGAACUUGAAGAGAAUGUAGCAUCUGAAAACGAAGAGUUUGACUUUCCUCUAUUUGCUAGUGUUGCUUCCGAUGAAAGGGAAGAUAUCAAGAAUAAAGAGGGACAGGACGUGAAAGAUAAUGUGGCGAGACCACAGGUGAUGAAAGUUUCUUUGAAGGAAGACUAUGAAGAAGUAAUAGUAAACGAAAGACCAGAAUCGUACUAUUUUGCUCGAUUUUCAGAAGAACAAAAAACACAAUUCAUAGCAGCUGCCAUAACGGCAGAAGACAUAUAUGAGCAGGCCAACGUUGUGAUAGAUCUUCAGCCCUGGAAAUGCAUAGACUUGAAGAAGUAUAAUCUGAAAAUAGAGAACGAGCUCCUCAAGAAGAAGUUGAACAGACGUCCUGGCAAGAAGAAGAGAGAAAACAAAAUAGCAUGUAGAGAAAGAAAGUUGGAAAGAGCCAAGACGUACAAGAAAAUCGAAAAGGAGAAGAUGGCCAAGUUGAAGAAGAAGAUGUUCCACAAGAGAGGAGGCAAGAAGCACAAGAAGAAGGAAGUUGCACCAGCAAAGCCAAAGUAUAGAACGGAAUAA